GUUCGAAACUCUUCGGUGGCUCGGGAAGCGAGUGCUGACAUGGCGUCGACAAGCCGCGGAGAGGCACUGGCCCUUCCCAGAGUGCAAUGCCCGAACCACCCUGAUGCUCUGCUGGUGGAGGAUUACAGAGCAGGGGACAUGAUUUGCCCUGAAUGUGGUCUUGUUGUGGGUGACCGGGUAAUCGAUGUGGGCUCUGAGUGGAGGACGUUUACCAAUGAGAAAGCUACCAAAGAUCCAUCCAGAGUUGGAGACGCCCAAAACCCACUGCUCAAUGGAGGAGACCUAACCACCAUGAUCAGCAAGGGAACAGGCUCCGCUAGCUUUGAUGAGUUCGGCAACUCCAAAUACCAGAACCGUCGGACUAUGAGCAGUUCAGACCGCGCCAUGCUCAAUGCCUUUAAAGAAAUCACCACCAUGGCAGACCGCAUCAACCUACCAAGGAACAUUAUUGACAGAACAAAUAAUUUAUUCAAACAAGUGUAUGAACAGAAGAGCCUCAAAGGACGGGCUAAUGAUGCCAUCGCCUCAGCCUGCCUCUACAUCGCCUGCAGACAAGAAGGGGUGCCUAGGACAUUUAAAGAAAUUUGCGCUGUCUCCCGCAUCUCGAAGAAGGAGAUUGGUCGCUGCUUCAAACUGAUCCUCAAGGCCUUGGAGACCAGCGUGGACCUCAUCACCACAGGAGACUUCAUGUCUCGCUUCUGUUCAAACCUGGGUUUGCCCAAGCAGGUACAAAUGGCUGCCACAUUCAUCGCCAGGAAGGCUGUGGAGCUGGACCUGGUGCCCGGCAGGAGUCCCAUCUCUGUCGCCGCCGCAGCGAUCUACAUGGCCUCCCAGGCCUCGGCUGAGAAGAAAACCCAGAAAGAGAUUGGAGACAUUGCCGGCGUGGCAGACGUCACCAUCAGGCAGUCGUAUAGGCUCAUCUACCCACGUGCGGUGGACCUCUUCCCUCCAGACUUCAAAUUUGACACGCCCGUGGACAAACUGCCCCAAUUGUGAAGAUGCAACCCACAAAAUGAUGACUGCAUUCUCUGCUGCACUUGUAGGAGUAUAUUCUUUUUUUAUGCUCAUGGUUUUUGUUGUGGGAUUUGGAAGCUUAAUCUUUUCCCUCCUAAUUUAAGACUUUAAGCCUUUUUCAAGGCACUUGCAGGAAUACACAGGAGACACAUUCCAAUGCUUUAACAAAAAGAUUGCAGACUGUAUUUACAGUAUUUCAUUUGAGUGUAUAUAUCAUGUAUAUAUGUCCAAGUGAGACGGUGUAAUUGGUGCUUGCAAUUUUAGGCUUGGUUUCAUACUGUAAACAUACUGUUUUGUAGAAAAUGGGCUAUUUUGUUAGUUUGCCAUGUUCUAAAUUAAUAAAAAGCCUCUUCAAUAAAGCAUGGUGAUCACCUCAUGGUUUGAAUGACAUUAAACUUUUGUUUACU
Molecule: messenger RNA, 1421 nt
Organism: Lampris incognitus (smalleye Pacific opah)
Lineage: Eukaryota; Metazoa; Chordata; Actinopteri; Lampriformes; Lampridae
Gene: gtf2b
Product: general transcription factor IIB
Exons: 7
Coding region: 40-996 (318 amino acids)
Biological process (GO): transcription preinitiation complex assembly; transcription initiation at RNA polymerase II promoter
Cellular component (GO): nucleus; transcription preinitiation complex
Molecular function (GO): RNA polymerase II general transcription initiation factor activity; TBP-class protein binding
Source: RefSeq, a predicted model, not a curated record